Molecule: messenger RNA, 1562 nt
Organism: Panicum virgatum (switchgrass)
Lineage: Eukaryota; Viridiplantae; Streptophyta; Magnoliopsida; Poales; Poaceae
Exons: 3
Coding region: 101-1201 (366 amino acids)
Source: RefSeq, a predicted model, not a curated record
GGUCGACGCCUCCUCUCCCAAUUCUACUCCCCUCCGCCACCGCCGCCGCCUCCUUUCUGCAUAGGAUUCGCAGAUCGACCUCGUCCGGCGGAUCGGCAGCAUGCCGCGCAGCUGUGAAGGAAAAACAGGAGCCGGCGAGGGGAGUUCACCAUACGAGUACAUCAUCCUUCCUGGUGGCCACCGCUUCGACAUCCCCGAAGGAGAGGAUAAGCAGGAGUGGAUCCAAUACUUCGAUGACGCUAGUCGAGCCAGCAGAGAGGUGAUCGCACGCCACGGCGACGGCCGUCCAGCCGACGGCAUCAACCGCGCCGCCAUACUGCCCUGCAGCGCCCACCGCGACGGUUCCAUAUACAGCGUCACCAACGGUUGGCACAAGCGCUACCGCAUCUCCGAUACCAACGAGACUCAAUUGGAGCCGAUGGCACUUUCAAACCCAUCCGAUUGCAAACCCAAUCACGAAACUUGUCAAAUCCAUUUCUCGCGACCGAUGAUGCAAAUAUAUUCAAUACAAUUGGGUAAUAUUUCUACGGGUACUGGAUCAGUGCAAGUAUAUGGUUAUAUCGCUGCGCGCGACACUCUAGACAUGUUACGCAAUUACAUAUUUAACCGGAGCAGAGAUGAUCCCAUCACGUUGGAGCAGGGUUCUCUUAUUGAGAUGAUUGGUCCCAAGCGAGGUAUCGACAUGUUUUCUGCCGUGCUUAUAGAGUAUGACAUGAGAAUCAAGAAAGGAGAACAAGAAGCAGAUGACAUUCAGUUAAUCGAUGGGGUAUCGGAUUUUGAUGAAUUAACCACACCAUCACGCAAACCAUUCUUGAGCCGUAUCGAUGGUGUCGGUGGUGCAGUUGACAUCACAUUAGCAAUGUUUCACGGUGCCGUUGAGGCAACCAUACAAGUGGAUGUAUCACAAGUUCAUGGGAAUGGUUUCAGUUUGCUUCUUACUUCUUCUGUUAGCGGACUAGAGAAAGAAAUCCAGCUGUUUCAUGGCACUGUUAGUCAGUCACGUGGAUUAAGAAGGUUUGUGGUUUCUGUGGUAAGAGAUACUUGGAUGCAUUUGAAGUUCAAGUUUGGUGAUGAAAGAGGAGGCGUCAUUGAUGAAGUUGAACGGUGUGCUUCCUUCAAAGCAAAGAUGCAUGGAUAUGACAGUCAACAAAUAAACAUUGUUGAGGCCUCUAUCCUGGUUAAAGUGACUUGGUCGACCUAGCGAAUUUCUCAUCAGGCAACUAUUUACCGGUUUAUAUUCUGGUUUUUUAGACCAUCUGAUUUCGGUGUAACUCUCCCUAGAUAUUUUAUAGUUAGGCCUCCUUUGCCAGCGUUUGGUUUGGCAUAGCUUAUGCUAAAACAACUUCACCAGUGAAGCUAAAGCUGGUGAAGCAAAAAAAAAAAAAAGAGCUCAUUUUAGCAUGAUGAGCUUAUAAAACGGCUUCAUGCUACGGUGUCUCCAUUUGCGUGUAAUAAGUGAAGCUGAAGCCAAAAUAACAUAUGGUAAAUAGCUAUGCUAAAUGAGGCCUUUGUACUCUGUAUUGAUAUUUUGGUGCAUCUCAGUCUCAUUUUAAUUUCCAGUA